AUGCCUUUGUCCACGCAGCCACGAAGUGAUCCGGCGCUUGACGAUCUCCAGAUGCCGUCGCCGGCCCGCAGCGAGUCACCCAUGUCACCGAGCCCUGCCCAACCAACCGCCGGUGGUGGUGGUGUCGGCGGCAUUCCCUCGCUGGCCAACUUCUCCGUGAUAAACUACGUUGGUAAAAUUCAGAAGCAAUCAUCUUACAAAACAUCCGUCCGUAGCCGGACGCCGUACGAGAAGUGUAGCUUACGUUCCGCUGCUGCUGCCGGUCUCGAGCCGCUGGUGGACGACACGACGAGCUCGUCGUCGGAAUUCGGGUGCGGUAGCACCGUAAGUAGCGGUAGCGGUGGCCUUCCCUGCGGAAUCACCAGCCCCGAACCGAGCGAUCCGAUGGACAGUAUCGAUACGACCGAGGAUGGCAGUAGUUGUACCACCGCCACCGCCGCCGCCGGACAGAACCGAGUUCGGAGUCGCCGGUCGAUAAGCGUCUCGUCGAGCGGGUGCUCAAGCUCGAUGGACGAUCGGAACUGUGAUUUUUCGCCCCUGGGAAGCAUCGUCAGCUGCCGAUGUAACUCGUACAGUAUGUCCGACUUCGAUGACGAUGGUUUUCGCGAGGACAGCAGCGUCUCGACGUACGCAGUAUUUUCCGCCUCCCGGUCCUACCACCAUCCGUUGCACCAUCACCACCAGAACGUACCGCACCAUCCGAACAACCACAAGGGACUGUUCGACAUCGCGCUGAAGACGGUCCGGCUGAUCCGGCGCAAUCAGGAACUGCAGCUGCGGCUCUCGGAGCUACAGGACGAAACGAACGCGUUCAUCGAGUCGGUGAUGGCCAACCCGGAGAACGAGCCGCUGCGUAAUCACUUCUACGGGGCGCAGAACCAGCGAAUACCCGUGGCGCCACCCGUGGCGGUACAAAAAUAG
This is a messenger RNA of Anopheles cruzii, 921 nucleotides long. RefSeq lists its product as uncharacterized. The transcript has 3 exons. The record is from RefSeq and is a predicted model, not a curated record. Bases 1 to 921 code for a protein of 306 amino acids. NCBI's taxonomy places the organism in Eukaryota, Metazoa, Arthropoda, Insecta, Diptera, Culicidae.